This is a messenger RNA of Rhagoletis zephyria (snowberry fruit fly), 1215 nucleotides long. NCBI's taxonomy places the organism in Eukaryota, Metazoa, Arthropoda, Insecta, Diptera, Tephritidae. The record is from RefSeq and is a predicted model, not a curated record.
AUGGCGCUGGCCGAUCCCUAUGCGGUCAACUUUAUCGCCACGCAAAUUAUUCGCAUUCUCUACCACCAAAUCAACAAUGAAGCGCUGCCUCGAGAGCACAAUGUGUUGCACUUUCUUCUGCGACUCCUCAACUUAGGACUCAAUGCCUAUGACAUCUUAAAAGAUCAGGACUUCAAAGAGCCACCGAUGGACGUGGGAAUCGUCACCAAGUUCUUACCAAUCCUAAUGAGCUUUAUGGUCGAUGAUUCAGUCCGCUCGGUCAACGCUCGUCUGCCGCCUGAUGAUCGCGAGUCGGCGCUGACCAUCAUUGAGCACUCUGGUCCACCGCCCGACGCCUUUAGCACUUACAUUGCUGAAGACCGCCUGGCCGCCGUGCUGGCCAUCUACUACACCGCCAAUGUGGCACGACAGAAGGACCGCCAGGCGGUGACUCGCGUUUUUGGCUGUCUCUCGGCGGCUCACGAUGGCCGCACCUUUGAGGACCAGUACCUGCACUACCUCGUCUACGGACUCAUCUGCUUGGGAGAGGAGUUCUCCAAUGAAGAGCUCUGUUCGGUGGUCUUUGAUGAGAUCUUCCUGCCGCCGCUGGCUCACGCUCAUGGCUCGACCAUUAUUCAUCUGAUCAAGCUCAUCUGGCAUGUGCAUCCGCACUUGGAGCCAAGCCGACUGAGCAGUCUGAUGCAGACAAUUGGACAGAUUGCCCAUCACCCAGAGGGAGCGGAGGGAAUCAAAACCAUUUUCCAAGAACUGGAAGAACGUAUCGCCAAGGCAGCUGCCGACAAGGAAAAGGAGGCAGCAGCUGCUGCUGGUGGCGGCGGCACCACAGCCAACUCCACUUCAACCACAUCCACCGCCAGCAGCUCCACUGCUGGAUCAUCGGGCGACGCCANAGCUGCCGACAAGGAAAAGGAGGCAGCAGCUGCUGCUGGUGGCGGCGGCACCACAGCCAACUCCACUUCAACCACAUCCACCGCCAGCAGCUCCACUGCUGGAUCAUCGGGCGACGCCAUGAUGAGUCGGCCAAUGAUGACGCCCGCCUACAUGACGCCCUCCAUGUCCCCCUCGCCGUCGAUGAAAAACACCAGCUUCUGGAUGUACGCCAUGAUCGGCCUGGGCUCUUCAUUCAUGGUCUUUGUCGCACUGACGAUAUACUUGCUCUGUAAACCGGAAAAGGACUCUCGUCGUCCGAACUACAGCACCUACACCACAUCCUGA